Molecule: messenger RNA, 1104 nt
Organism: Colletotrichum godetiae
Lineage: Eukaryota; Fungi; Ascomycota; Sordariomycetes; Glomerellales; Glomerellaceae
Exons: 2
Coding region: 1-1104 (367 amino acids)
Source: RefSeq, a predicted model, not a curated record
AUGUCUCGACCAGUGUUCACCGCUGUGUUUCUUUCCAUCCUCUACCUAGCCAAGGUCGCGAUCUACGACCUCUCCGUUACCAAUGGCCUCAUGGACCCUGCCCAGACGGGUCUCGCUGGGGAGCCGAUCACGUUCACCACGUUGAAGCCGCUCGAUGGCCUGCUCACCAUGCUCGUGCGCUUCUUCAAGCCUAUCCUCGACGGCAAAGACCCGAAUCUCACUUUGUUCUCCAUCUUCAUGGCCGGCCAACUGCUGGCUGUGCAUGUCCUCAUUCAAGUCGAAGGUCUUAGAGCCGGAAAUCGAGGUAGACUAGUCUCUUGUACAACGUCCUGGGGAAUGCUCUGGCAACUCAUGACCUUUGGCGCCACCUUACCCCUCUACUUUCUCACAUACCUCUACACUUCCCCAAUUCCAGAAUCCCCAUCACCAGACGCACUCGCCGCCGCGAUCUCCAUCGACUCGGUCCAAGCCCGCGCUGUCAUCGGCUCCCUCACCUUCGGCGCCUUCCUCCCCACCCUCCUGGCGGCGCUCCCGUGCCCUAGCAUCAUCACCUCACGCACCCAGGAGAUCCUUCUCGCCGUUUGGCAGGCGUUCCCCCUCUGGUCCGGUAUCGCGCAAUUUAUCUUUGCCCAGCUUAUUGGUACCUUAGGCGUGGCCUCGGAAGCCGCAAAGUCGAGGCGGCAGACCAAGAUCAAUGACUUCCGCAGGAUCUACACGUACACCCUCUCUGUCGUCGCUGUCACAUCCUACGGCGUCAUCGGUUAUGUCUUGUGGAAGGCUGGUUGGGCUUUGGAGCCGGCCAUCGAGGCGAUGAUGCAGAUUCUUCGGCCUACCUCGCCAUGGUCUCAGAUGAAGAUGGCUUCGCUUGAGCGAGGGAUUCUGGACCUUCUGCAGUGGGAUACGUACUGCGCUUCUUUGGCCACCUGGACUUGGAUUGCCUACCUGGCGUAUGAGACGAAGGGCGUCGGUCAGGUUGUGAUGGACUUGGGAAAGCUGGUCAUAUGGAGUGCGGUUGUUGGGCCUGGCGGUGCGGCGCUGGCUGUCGUCUGGGGGAGGGAUGUCGGAGCUUUGAGGAGUGCUGGCACUAAGAAGAAGACUGGUUGA